UUGCGGUGUGAUAAGAUCCACAUGCGAGUAACGGAGAGCAGCCAGAGUUCAAACAGAGAGAGAAAGAGAGAGAGAUUUAUAGAGUCAGAUGGAGAAAUCCGCAUCAAAGUGCUCGUAGAUCACCCUGAGAGUCAGUCAUACAGAAAACACUCACGUCUGGGUACCACAGAUCCACAAUCCAUCCAGAGGAACCAGAGGAACCUGCUCGUCUUCAUGUCCACAUCUCCAACCCCUCUGAAUUCAUCUGGAAUACUGACGACAGGAUGAGCUGGAAGGUGGCGUUGUGGCUGCUGUUCGCGGGUGUGCUGUGUGGCGUAUGCGACAGCCGUAAGAAUCGUCCACAGAGCUCCGUCCCCUCGCCGAACAAAACCAACGCAAACACCUCGGACCACCGCACUGGCAAACAGGAAGUGCUGGCCUCCAGCCAGGAAGCUCUGGUGGUGACAGAGAGGAAGUACCUGAAGAGCGACUGGUGUAAAACUCAACCACUGCGACAGACGGUCAGUCAGGAGGGCUGCAAGAGUCGUACGGUCAUCAACCGCUUCUGCUACGGCCAGUGCAACUCGUUCUACAUCCCGAGACACGUCAAGAAAGAGCAGGAGUCGUUCCAGUCGUGUGCGUUCUGCAGGCCGCACCGCUUCACCACGCUCACGGUGGAGCUCGACUGUCCGGACCUGCAACCGCCCGUCCGUUACCGCAAGAUCCAGCGAGUAAAACAGUGCCGCUGCAUGUCCGUGAGCGUCGCAGAGUCUGGACAACAAUGAGCCUACAGCGAGACAAACGCUCAUCUUGUCGCAUUUCUGCCCGCACUGGUUGCUGUUCCGAACCGAGAGGCGCAUGGACGCCUUCAAGACAGCAACUGUACAGGGACUGACCAGCGUCCUCUAUUACACGUUGGCUGCCUUGAGAGGUGGCGUACAUUGACUUACAGCGCUAGGAAAUGCACAGGCCGCUUUCGCUCGUCACACGCGAGUGGCUAAAGAAAAGCCGCUGAGACUGUUCGCAAGUGUGCGUUAUCGUGUGGCAACUGGACGGCGUGCAGACGGUCAGGAUGCCGAUUUCUCGCUGAACUUUGAGCGUCCGCAGAACCGAAACGACAGAUGAUGCAUCGGCUUGUGUGAUGUAUAACAUGUAUAACUCGAGUAUAGAGAUUCUAUAGAACUAUGGUACAGUAAAUGUAUAUAUCUACAGAAAGAAGUCU
Xyrauchen texanus (razorback sucker) is the source of this 1201-nucleotide messenger RNA. It is a transcript of the gene grem2b, whose product is annotated as gremlin 2, DAN family BMP antagonist b. NCBI's taxonomy places the organism in Eukaryota, Metazoa, Chordata, Actinopteri, Cypriniformes, Catostomidae. Bases 264 to 764 code for a protein of 166 amino acids. The transcript has 2 exons. Gene Ontology annotation, biological process: animal organ morphogenesis. The record is from RefSeq and is a predicted model, not a curated record. Gene Ontology annotation, molecular function: receptor ligand activity; BMP binding.